Messenger RNA from Bufo bufo (common toad), 3757 nucleotides. It is a transcript of the gene SPAG1, whose product is annotated as sperm associated antigen 1. NCBI's taxonomy places the organism in Eukaryota, Metazoa, Chordata, Amphibia, Anura, Bufonidae. The transcript has 19 exons. Gene Ontology annotation, biological process: axonemal dynein complex assembly. Gene Ontology annotation, cellular component: cytosol; mitochondrion. The record is from RefSeq and is a predicted model, not a curated record. The coding region runs from base 130 to 2817 and encodes 895 amino acids. Gene Ontology annotation, molecular function: heat shock protein binding.
CAUUUUUGUGCGUGCUUAGCAGUGCAGAGAAACCUGCUGCGCCGUCAGCUGAACGCCGUUCACACCGGACCGUCCGCCUCGCUCCAGAGAGAAAAUAAGAACAUCCUGAGCCUCCCAUCUGUCCGAGCAAUGAGCGGCUUCUACCAAGGAACAACCAGAACCUAUCAAAUCCCAGUCGACCAUCUUGACUACAAGUUCAUUGAAGAAUGUAAAGACAUUAAGCAUCUUGAAAAGAUCUUGAGAGUUCUAAGGUUGGGGGAGGAAGGACACUACCCAGAUCUGACAACAUUUUGUGAAAAGAGAAUUGAAGCUUUGUCUCCGAACAAUCGCUCUCUAAGGAAGGACAAACCACCUGCCACGGCUGCCGACUUCUCCUUGGAAGACUGGCAAGAGAUUGAUAAUGAUCUGAAGACAUUUUUAACAGACAUAAAACUGAGAGAACCAGAAGCUGUCUCUCUAAACACGGACAAUUUGCCUCCCAUCCGCAGUUGUUCUAAUGGUCCAGAAACUACCAAGAAUAAAGGAAAAGAAUAUGGAUCGGCCAGCUCGAAGGUUCCUAGAGAUUACAGAGACUGGGAUAGAUUCAAUAUUGAAAAAGAACUAUCGGAAAUUGAUAAAAGCAAAGAGAGCAAUGAGACGUCAAAGACGGUAAUAAACUCGACAGCAACAAAAAUAAAGAAGACCGUAGAUACAACGGCUAUCAGCCCAGAGCAAAAAAGGUUUCUUGCAGAACAUGAGAAAGAAAAGGGGAAUGAAGCUUUCAGAUCUGGAGAUUAUGAGGAGGCCAUAUCGUAUUACAGUAGGAGUAUCUCUAUAAUAGCCUCAGUGGCUGCAUAUAAUAACCGGGCCCAGGCAGAGAUUAAGCUGAAGAACUGGCAGAACGCUCUCAACGACUGUCAACAAGCGUUGGAUUUGGAGCCUGGCAACGUGAAGGCUCUUUUGCGACGUGCUGUGGUCAACAAAAACCUACAUAAGCUCCCCGCUGCAUCCAGCGAUCUCAAGACGGUCUUGCUUCACGAACCAGAGAAUCCUACAGCAAAGAAAGUUCUAUGUGAAGUGGAAGAGCUGCUACAAAAAGAGAAGGAAGAGACGUCAAAGAAAGGGAGAAGAAUCAUCAUUCAGGACAUCGAGGGCUCGGAUGAAGAAAAUCAGGACCCAUCAAUGAAUGACAAGGAAGCCGGUGUGACAGCAAGAGGAGGAGAGACUGCAGCCGAGCGGAUUGCAAUGGGGAAUGCUCAAAAAAAGUUUUCUCCUAAGAAAGGGAAUGAAAAGGAGGAGAUGAACCAGACGCCCAGGCACAGCACGGCAAGCACACCGAAUGGGGUGAAGGAGAGCGGCAAAAUCCUGGUCGAACAGCAGGGAAAACCCCAGCAGCGGGCUCGGAGCGGGAGCCAGGAAGCCAAGCUGUCAUCACAGCCCCUUCCUCUUGCAGCACAGCUGAAAAACGAAGGCAACCAGCUUUUUAAGAAUGGUCAGUUCGCCGAGGCGUCCAUCAAGUACACAAAGGCCAUCCAGAACCUCAAGAGCACACCUUCAGAGGACGCCGAAGAAAUGGGGAUCCUGUACUCUAACCGAGCGGCGUGCCACCUCAAGGACGGGAACUGCGCCCAGUGCAUCGAGGACUGCAACAGUGCCCUGGAAUAUCAGCCAUUUUCACUGAAACCACUCCUGCGACGUGCAAUGGCAAACGAGUCCCUUGAGAAGUACAGACAAGCAUACGUGGACUAUAAGGUUGCCCUUCAGAUAGACAGCGGGAUGCAGCUGGCCAACGACAGUAUCAACAGGAUUUCAAGAACAUUAAUCGAUCUAGAUGGGUCCAGCUGGAGAAAGAAACUUCCCCAGAUCCCCUCAGUGCCUGUGUCCUUCCAAAUACAGCAUCAGGAAAAGACCACGGCAGCCACAAAUAAUGGCCAUUCAGACAGUGGUGCAGGUAAAUCCAUAGAGGAGAGGUUCCUGUCCCUGAAACAGGAGGGGAACGACUGCGUGAAGAAGUGUCGGUACAGAGAAGCAGAGAAGAAAUAUACGGAGUGUCUACAGUUGAAGCCAGAGGAGUGCGCCCUGUACACCAAUAGAGCCCUGUGCUACUUGAAGCUGUGCCAGUAUGAAGAGGCCAGGCAGGACUGUGAAUGUGCCCUGCAGAGGGAUGCUUCCAAUAUCAAAGCCUUGUACAGACGGGCUCAGGCCUACAGAGGAUUAGAGAAAUACCAAGAUUGUGCCAGCGAUCUCAGAAAACUUAUUUCACUAGAUCCAGGCGUCACAGAAGCAAAAACUCUAUUGACAGAAAUCACACCCUACUUAUCCACCGAUGGAGACGGAAAGCAAAGGAAGAAGAUCCUGAUAGAAGAGGUGAAUGAUGAGGAAGAGGAUGCAUCUGAUCAAGGUAACGUCAAUGGACAUGAAAAUAAUUCACAGAGGACGACGGAAAUUCCCCACAUCACAAAGCCAAGUAAUGCCCUGGAGUUUGAACAAGUUAUGAAUGUGAUGAGGGCCGGGAAAGAUCAGAAAAGUUGUGCCCAACUACUGUCUAUUAUAGACCCAAAGGACUUACCAGUGUUCCUAAGUAACAAGCUAGACACAGAGACUAUCCUGCUUAUUGUACAGUCACUACAGCACCAUGUCCUGGACAAGCACCCUGCCCUGGUAUACCAGCACCUGGCACACCUAAGCUCCGCGGACCGGUUUUCGGUUGUAGUCUUACUACUGAACACAGAUGAAAAAGACCAAGUCCAGAGUGUCCUCACGAGUCUGUCAGAAAUGGAAAAUGAGAACUUUGACCGAGACGCUCUAUCCAGCCUCAUGAAGAAAUAUGGACUCUGAACUCCUGAACCCAUGGGUUAUAUGCACGGUUUGAUUUUCAUCAUUAGGGAGCAAUAAACUAUGCAAAUUGUAAUAUAUGAGCUGACUGAUAACCUAUGCAGCAUGACUGUAAAUGUCCUCUUCAUCCUCCGCUCACAUCCUGGAUGAGAAUCAUCAGCGUACGAAAUGUUUUCAUCUGUCCAUUAUGGGUCACCCGCCCACGGACACAAUUUUCCAGUGAUAUCGUUUUAAUUCUAUUAAUUAUCUCAUCAGUCUCAUAUUAGCAGCAUGGCGGCCAUGCUAUGACGUAUACUUGCGGUCGGCGCAUUGUGUUGUGGCACAGUCAUCCAGAUGCACUGUGUGGUAGUUUUCUACCUCAAAUCUAAACCACGACUGCAUAUCCCCAGUGGACACCACAUCCUCCUCCAUGUGUCGGUAGUUUCACUACAACUUUCAGAUAUUCACAGACCCUGUUUAAUAUACAGUAUAAGGAGUGGUUACAUUUAUUUUUUACAGAAUAUGAUUUAAAGGAGAUUUCUCAGUGCAGAAUAGUGGUUUACCCUUGGGAUAGGUCAUCAGAUCGCGUGGGUCCACGCUGAUCAGCUGUUGAAAGGGAUUGUGACACUUGGACAAAGGUGUGGCCACGUCAUUGUUUACAUGGGGCUGUCUACUUGCACUUCAUCUACUUAGUAGAGGCAGGAUAUUUUAUUACUGAUGACCUAUCUUCUGGAUAGGUCGUCAGUAUCUGAUCAGUGGGGGUCUGACACCCAGGACCCCCACUGUUCAGCUGUUUGACAAGAGACUGGAGAUCCUGUGAGCCCUGCGGCCUUCUCGCAGUCUACCAAGCACAGCGCCGUACAUUGUAUAGCGGCUGUGCUUGGUAUCUUGCUCAUGUCCAUUCACUUCUUUGGGGCUGAGCUGUGCCUAGGUCACGUGACCAAUAAAUGUGACGUCACUGGCC